CAUGUUUCGUCUUUGUUAUUUGAUAUACUGUAGAAAAAUGCCUGUUUAUUGAUAUUCCCUGCAGAUCAAUUGGGAAUGUGGUUUUUUAAAUAUAUAUUUAACCCACAUUCUGAGGACGUGCACGGUGAGACUAGCUAGUUGUUAUGUUAUUGAUUCAGUGCGCUAGUGAUCGUGCCGCUCUCGUGCGUGCGCCUAAUACCUGCAAGAGGUAACUUCAAUGUGUGUCUUCUCGUAAGUCGAGGUCACCCAAAACUAUGACUAUCGACGACUGCAAGUUCAGACGUAAAUAUGGCUGGGUUAUGUCUAAGUGUGUCAAAUUUCCACAUCGCUGACUUUAAAUGUUUACUGCAAGAUUACGUAAUUUUCGUUAGUCCUGCGAUCGAGACUACAUCGACAACGAACGCACUCGUUUCGAGGAACGAUAGAAGACACAUAUGGACAGGAAAGGUCCCAGCCUUUGAGUACUUAAUGGUUCUACAAUUACAAAUAUGACGAGCGUUAAACGGCGCCCUCUACCCAACACAUAUACAUCAUCAACAUUCGGGAAUUUCAAGAUAAAUGGCAAAUCAUCUGUUAGCACGUUCCCUCCGCAUAUCUGCAUCUGUUGUGGUAUCUGUGGACAGGAGUUCUCUGAAAGACUUAAAUAUCAAAAACAUUUCAGCACUUGCCUCUCCUCUAAUGAACUUUCUACUCCCGAAUUGUACAAAAGCUAUCCCUCUGCAAGACUGAAUUUCGGUUUAACAUCUAUUACACAGCAAACAUCAGCAGAGCCCAAUGUCAGUCACACGGGUCAAGAUUUUUCUGAUCAUCCUUUUAAAUGCUCCGAAUGUGGACGAACAUUCCGACACAAGAUAUACCUACAUUACCAUAGGCUUCUGCAUGCCGAGUUUUCUCCUGGAAAAACUGAUAUCCUUAUAUUCCAAAAUGAAAAUCCAGAGAACAAUUUCUUUCCGAUUGACUGCAUCAAAUCAGAGAAUGAGGUGAUGUCAACGAGUCAGGGUGAUACAGACGGUAUCAUGCCAACUACAGCAGAACCGAACGAGAAUUUCAAGCAGUGCAAAUUCAAAUAUCGGGGAAAGUCUUUCGUAUUGAAAACAUACAAGUCUCUGGACAAAGUCUCUGUGAACAAUAGUUCCAAAACGACACAAUGCAUUAAUCGGGACCCCGACCCGAAGACCAAACCAGUAAACCAUUACCUGUGUGAAAGAAGUGGGAAAAUAUUGGCUUCUGAUACGUGCAAUGAUCACGAUGGCAGACAAGACCAAGAAACUGCAGACGUCCAUGAUCCUAUAACCACGAAUAGACAAUCUAUGUUUGUGAGUGAAUCAGAUAACACAAUCUCAAUGUCGAUAAAAAGAAGAUGUACAAGAAGACAAGCAUCAGAACAUAAGAACAUUGUUCAUACUAAGCCAAAAAUGCCUUGUUCUAAUGUCAUCACAACCAAAAUACCACCAUCCACCCCUCAAAAUGAGGGAUCGCUUGCAGCAGAAAUGAAAACUAUUGCGGCAGAAAAUAAAUCUAAGUUUUCAGGUGCAGAAAAUACAUCGUCUAACAAAGACACAAGGUCUCGUCAAGAUUCUUCAACCGACCGCAAAUUAAACGGUAUGACUGCUUAUCUGCAAAUUUUCCUCUGCGAAUUCUGCGGGGGCGAAUUUCGAAGAAAGGUGGAUCUGGAAAGACACAUUAGAACUCAUACCGGUGAACGACCGUUUAAAUGUAUGGAGUGCGGGCGGACGUUCAUACAGAAAGCUCACUUGAAAAUUCACUGCGAGAGACACUCCCAUGUUGCUAUCACAGAACAAUCGAAUGUUAAAAAAUUAUCACCAUCUUCCAAAAAUUCCGACAAACUUAACGAAAAUAGCAAGCCUAAGAAAUCAAUGCAUACCUGUCAGACAUGUGAAAAGUCCUUUUCCCAGAAAGGACACCUGAACGUGCACAUGUUAAUUCAUACCGGCGAUAAACCUUUUCGCUGCAAUGUUUGCAACAGAUAUUUCAAUCAAAAGCAGACAUUAAAACGCCACAUUGUCACCCAUGAGGGAAAACUAAAAACACCAUCCGUGGAUUCAAAACGUGCAAAGGGAGCUGAAUGUGUAAGAAAUCGAGGCAUUUAUGAUUCGUCUCAUCAAGCAUUGAAUAGCGAAAAUGCAGUCGAUGCCAAAUUUCAUCUACCGCAAACAGACGGUGAAUAUUCAAGAAAUACUUUCACAAAAACAUUGCGAGAAAGCGUUUCAAAUUGCAAUAUUUCUAGCGAAAAUUCUGAGCAAUCCUCAAUAAACAAAGUGGCGGACAGCAAUAAAAGAAUGAAAGGUGACAAGUUACAGACGAAAUUCAGGAAGGAAAAUAAAUGCAAAAUCUGUGGAAAAGAAUUCAAGCAAAGGGGACAUCUCAAUGUUCAUCUGCUUAUUCAUACAGGGGCCAAACCAUUUAAAUGCGAUAUGUGUUUUAAAAAGUUCAAUCAGAAACAAAUUUUGAAAAGACACCUUCAGACGCAUAGUACAAUCCCUACAUAUGGCCACCGUAAAGUAAACCAGUUAAAUCCAAAAGGCCCCAACAACGAAGAUUUCAUUUGCGAGACUUGUGGAAAAGUCUUCAACAACAAAUACAACUUCCAGAAACAUCGGCUUAUUCAUUCGGGACACCGACCAUUCUUUUGCCAAGAAUGUGGGAAGUCCUUCCGACAAAAGAAUCAUUUGGUGGAUCAUCAGCGAAUUCACAGCGGUGCCAAGCCUUUCAUUUGCGAUAUCUGCUCCAAGAUGUUCAGUCAAAAACAGAAUUUAAAGAAACAUCUUCAGACUCAUUUAAAGCAAACAUGCAAUACGACUGCUAACUAUGUUAAGAAUGAGCACAGUAGCGUUGGUCAAUCAAAACAAAGUUACCAAAAAGUAUCCGGCAUCCGCAAACAGCACAGCCAGGGGAAGAAUAAGGACUUAACAAGUAAUUACCUGGGGGAAGUACGGAAGAAAACGGGUCAGAUAUUUCAUUGCGAUCACUGCGGAAAAGAUUUCAAACGAAAAGAAUAUCUCAAAGUUCAUCUUCGAACUCAUACCGGUGAAAAACCCUAUGUGUGUCAUAUUUGUUUAACUCGAUACUCUCAGAGGGGUCAUUUAUGGGUUCAUAUGUCAAAACAUAAAUCAACGAAUAAAGUGCCUAAUCAGAGGUCAAGAAAAAAGUCAGCUAAUCAGGGGGAGGUCAACAAAUAAGUCAGCUAAUCAGAGGGGGAGGUCAAGAAAUAAGUCAGCUAAUCAGGGGCGGGGGGGGCAAGAAAUAGGUCACCUAAUCAGAGGGAGGUCAACAAAUAAGUCAGCUAAUCAGAGGGGGAGGUCAACAAAUAAGUCAGCUAAUCAAAGGGGGAGGUCAAGAAAUAAGUCAGCUAAUCAGGGGGGGGGGGGCAAGAAAUAGGUCAGCUAAUCAGAGGGGGAGGUCAAGAAA
Molecule: messenger RNA, 3429 nt
Organism: Ostrea edulis (European flat oyster)
Lineage: Eukaryota; Metazoa; Mollusca; Bivalvia; Ostreida; Ostreidae
Product: zinc finger protein 665-like
Exons: 2
Coding region: 489-3200 (903 amino acids)
Source: RefSeq, a predicted model, not a curated record